UAUUUUUUCCCAUCUGAGUUCAACAACAUCCAACUCUUUAUAUGCACUCAAAAUGCAUACGUUAUCGGAGAUAUAAUGUGAUUGGGAAUUAACGUUGUAUUAUUUUUAAUCAGGCGGUCAAUGCGGACACCCAAGCUGUCAAAUUAGUCAGUGGUCCUACUGGUCCUUUUUGCUGGGAACUUGCGCCUGUGUGAGGUCAUGUACCGUCUCUGAUAUAAGCCAAAAUUGAAAUAUUAUCUUUGUUAACACAGAAAUAUCAACCAUUUCGGAAGUGAUGAUGGGCGGUAAAUCGAGCACGAUAGCCGCCGGUGUUUGCGGGGCUCUGUUCGUCGGCUACUGCAUCUACUUCGACAGGAAAAGACGGAGUGACCCCAACUUCAAGAACAGGCUGCGAGAACGGAGGAGAAAUCAGGCGGCUGCAAAACAAGGGACAGGACUGUCGAAGCUCCCAGACCUGAAGGAUGCAGAAGCGGUCCAGAAAUUCUUUCUCGAGGAGAUUCAGCUGGGAGAGGAGCUGUUGGCUCAGGGUGACUACGAGAACGGCGUGGAGCAUCUGACCAAUGCCAUCGCCGUGUGCGGCCAGCCCCAGCAGCUUCUCCAGGUGCUGCAGCAGACCCUCCCGCCACCUGUCUUCCAGAUGCUACUCACCAAACUGCCCACCAUCAGCCAGCGUAUUGUGAGCGCACAAGGUAGCUUGAAUGAAGACGACUUAGAAUGAGGAUCGUCGAUGGAAGUUUCCCCUCGGAACACUCUUCUUCUGGACCCUCCUAUAACAGGAGUAGGGUGAAGUUGCCCCUAGAUGCUGAUCUUGGGUCAGUUAUGUAUUUUCCCCACCUUUAUUUUAUUUAACCAGGCAAGAACAUAUUCUUAUUUUCAAUGACAGCCUGAGAACAGUGGGUUAACUACCUGUUCAGGGGCAGAACGACAGAUUUGUACCUUGUCAGCUUGGGGGUUUGAACUCGCAACCUUCCGGUUACUAGUCCAACGCUCUAACCACUAGGCUAUGCUGCCGCCCCACUAAUGGUUAAGGUUAGGAUUGGGGAGGGGAAGGUGAUCCUAGAUCGGUACUUAGGGGAAAGUUCAUCCCGGAGCUCUUAUAACCCCUUAUCCUGAUUUGUAUAGAAAAUUGUUUAAAAAAAAAAAAAACUCACUUGAAGGUAUUCUUUUGCUUCUGUCCAAAUGAAAAACAUGAACCCGUCCAAUUACCACACGUUGUGUGUUACUAUUGGUCGCAUCAGAUUGCCAUCUUUUGAUUUGCAGCAAUGGUAACCAAUCAAAUGCCUAUUGGACCCAUUUUAUUGGAUUCAUAUGCAGUUAGUGUUUUGCUUCUCUUACAGUUUGUCUCUGAAAGGUAUAGCAAAACAUUUCUCAGCAUUUACAAUACCAUCCCUGCAACCACCCCCAUGUUUACACAGCUCUGGGACCAUAUGUAUUAAGCUUCUUGAAUAGGUGUGCUGAUCUAGGAUCAGGUCCUCCCCCCUGCCCACGCAGUCUUGUUCAUUGUGAUCUGAAAGGAAACUGAUCUUUAAAAAUAAUUCCUACUGAGGCUUGAUUACAUAUAGCCCCUGUACUAAAACCUCUUUCUACAAACUUCUUAGUCUUUCAAUUUCCUUGUUCCUACAUGUGAUCUGUCUCAGCGCUGUUGUAUAAGUUAUUGUUUUCAGUCUGACAUGGAUACUUUAAAGUGAUUGAAUGUUCUGUUAGGUCAUUAAGGUUGUUCCUCUUUGUAAGAAAUCUAAAUAAAAAGGUCAAUGACAACACCUUU
Molecule: messenger RNA, 1765 nt
Organism: Oncorhynchus kisutch (coho salmon)
Lineage: Eukaryota; Metazoa; Chordata; Actinopteri; Salmoniformes; Salmonidae
Gene: tomm20b
Product: translocase of outer mitochondrial membrane 20b
Exons: 5
Coding region: 275-718 (147 amino acids)
Biological process (GO): protein targeting; intracellular protein transport; protein import into mitochondrial matrix
Cellular component (GO): mitochondrial outer membrane translocase complex
Molecular function (GO): transmembrane protein transporter activity
Source: RefSeq, a predicted model, not a curated record